Thalassophryne amazonica is the source of this 1809-nucleotide messenger RNA. RefSeq names its product transmembrane protein 41aa (gene tmem41aa). Bases 10 to 921 code for a protein of 303 amino acids. The record is from RefSeq and is a predicted model, not a curated record. NCBI's taxonomy places the organism in Eukaryota, Metazoa, Chordata, Actinopteri, Batrachoidiformes, Batrachoididae. The transcript has 5 exons.
CUACCGUAAAUGACACAACGAAGAAGAAUUUUAACGGCAAGGAAGGGAGAUUUUUUUUUCUUUUUUUUUCACCGAGAGACGAAUAUGCGUUCACUUCUUGGUUUGGUAGCUGUUGUUGUUUUAGCGACCUUAUAUUUGUAUUUACUCUCUCUAUACUUUCCUGCGGCGCCCGGACGACGUCCUCAUGCAGAAGCGGAACGUUUGCAAACCCACUCCGAGCAGCACAUCGACGCCUUCGAGGCACCGAGCAGGUUGAAGUUCCCUUCAGACUUGGAGGAGUUGAGGGAAUUGGCUGAACUUCUGCAGUUUUACAAGACGGAGCACACUGGUUAUGUCCUGCUUCUUUUCUGCAGUGCAUAUCUCUACAAGCAGUCGUUUGCCAUUCCUGGCUCGUCAUUUCUGAACAUUCUAGCAGGAGCUAUAUUUGGACUGUACCAAGGACUCCUGCUUGCUUGUGUUCUCACCACUGUGGGCGCCACCAAUUGUUACCUACUAUCCCAAGCCUUUGGAAAACGCUACAUUGUUAACGUCUUCCCUGAUAAAGUCUCAAGUCUGCAGAGGAAGGUGGAAGACAACCGGGACUGUUUGUUCUUCUUCCUGCUCUUUCUGAGAUUCUUUCCCAUGAGUCCCAACUGGUUUUUAAACAUGUCUGCCCCGAUUGUCAGCAUCCCCAUCACCUUCUUCUUCUGCUCUGUCUUUAUCGGGCUUCUCCCGUACAACUUCAUCUGCGUCCAGACAGGCGUCAUGCUGUCUGAGGUGUCCUCUCUGGAUGACUUGUUCUCCUGGAAACGGUUGUUCCAGCUGCUGGCAAUUGCUUGCAUGGCUCUGAUACCCGGUGCCCUCAUCCACCAUUACAGUCAGAGGCGUCUCAAACUGGGCGACCAACAGAAUGGCGUCACCACAGACAGGAAGAUACAGUGAUGGUUCCAGAGAAGGACUACAUCAAGUGGUGAAGCACUCCUUUUUCUGUUUGUCGCUAUCGGUGGCAGAUGUGAGGACAUCUGAUUGGACUCCUCUGAAAGCUUUUCAACCCCAGGAGCUUUUAAUUUGGACUUUAUGGUCACACCAAGUGGCAGAAAGGGAUUGCAGCAGGUUUGAGGUGAACAAUUUUGUGGUUGUAAAUGUUAAUCUCUCCUUGCAUAUGUGAGCACAAGAGUAGGAAAGUGCUGUACUCUCUAAGGAGACAUUAAGUACAGACAGACUGCUGUCUGACCACAGAACACUUGUUUAAAAUGCAGAGUCCCUUAAAGACCUGACCUCUACCUCUGACGAAGAUCACAGGAAGAGAUGGAACUUGAUUCAGCUGGUUGACAUGAAAGUUUACUACUUACUGUACGGCACAAGGGUAUGAUUGUUGUAUUCAUUCUGUAUUUUCGCUGGACAUAAUUUCUUUAGGGUUCUCUCUUUUUGCUUGGGAGCAUCUCAGCAGAUGUGAUAUGGAUUAGCACGUUGGUUUGGCAAGUUCUUAUUUACACUGGGUGCCUUUCCUGGCACAACUCCACCUGCACAUGGAGAAUCAAGCACAGGUGGUCUUAAACCACCACCAUUUUGUUUUUGUACUUGGCUGUGAUAUUGUUGUGUAUAUUUUGCAAAUUAAAUUUAAAUUCAAAUGUAUUUUUCCAAAUGUUCUUCCAAAAGUGUUAAAUGUAUUAGAAACAGUAUUCUGAAUGAAAAUAUUUUCAGCCAAAUGUAUGAUUUCAUUUUUUUUUUUAAAUUCCAGCUAUAAUUGUCUGCAUUCUUUUUUUAAAAUGUGAAUGUGCACUUGCUGUUGCUGGUUUAAGGCCUCUGUUAAAUCCAGUCUUAAUGGUG